CCCAUUUUUCCCUCGUCAUCUCACUCUCCUGCGCUCUAGCAGAUAUUUAUUUCGUUCAUAAUCUCGAUCUCUCCAUCAUCAUCAUCUCUCAGAUAGUUCAUAACCACAAAAACACAAGAACGAUACAAAUCCCUUUUUUGCUUUUCUCUUUUUGUCACUUUUCUCUGCAGGAAAGAAUAUCUUCCUCAUUUAUUCCUUUCCAUUCCACUCCUUAAAUAUCUGGUAUUAUUUGUAGUCCCGCCCACUAUAAUUUAUAGCAGAAACGAACCGCUUUGUUUCCAGUCUGUUUCCUUUCGAAUUGGGAAGGGUACAUCAGGUUGUAUAUCUUUAGAAAUUGGUGAAACUACUGAAAAUGGCAGCUACAAUGGAGGCGAACGGCAGUGCAACUGCUAAGGCUAAAAUUUCAGAGAAAAUACCAGCAGUUGCUCAUCCACUGGCUGAAAAGUCAACUGAAAUUGCAUCCAAUAUCAAGUACCAUGCUGAGUACAGCCCUCAUUUUUCCCCUUUCAAGUUUGAGCUGGAGCAAGCAUACUAUGCUACUGCAGAUAGCGUUCGUGAUCGGUUGAUCAAGCAAUGGAAUGAAACAUAUAGUCACUAUCACAAAGUUAAUCCUAAGCAAACAUAUUAUUUAUCCAUGGAAUAUCUCCAAGGUCGAGCUUUGACCAAUGCAGUUGGAAACCUAGAUGUUCAAGAUGCAUAUGCUGAUGCUCUAAAGCAACUGGGUCAUGCAUUGGAAGACAUUGUGGAGCAGGAGAAAGAUGCUGCGCUUGGAAAUGGUGGUCUUGGGAGGCUUGCUUCUUGUUUUCUUGAUUCAAUGGCUACCUUGAAUUUACCUGCAUGGGGAUAUGGAUUGAGGUACAGAUAUGGUCUAUUCAAGCAGCGGAUAACCAAAGCGGGGCAAGAGGAAAUUGCAGAAGAUUGGUUGGAGAAGUUCAGUCCCUGGGAAGUUGUCAGACAUGAUGUUGUAUUCCCUGUAAGAUUUUUUGGUCAAGUUGAGGUCCAUCCCACUGGCUCUCGCAAAUGGGUUGGUGGAGAGGUCAUACAAGCUGUGGCAUAUGAUGUACCAAUUCCUGGAUACAAAACAAAGAAUACUAACAGUCUUCGUCUGUGGGAGGCUAAAGCCUGUGCCGAGGACUUCAACUUAUUUCAAUUUAAUGAUGGAGAGUAUGAAUCUGCGGCUCUACUUCAUUCAAGGGCUCAGCAGAUUUGUGCUGUUCUGUAUCCUGGGGAUGCUACUGAAAAUGGAAAACUUUUAAGACUGAAGCAGCAGUUUUUCCUGUGUAGUGCAUCACUUCAGGACAUUAUUGCUAGAUUUAAGGAGAGGAAAGGUGACGACAAUGAGAUCAUGUGGUCUGAAUUCCCCUCCAAGGUUGCAGUACAAUUGAAUGACACACAUCCUACUCUUGCAAUACCAGAGCUUAUGCGUUUGUUAAUGGAUAAUGAAGGCCUUGGAUGGGACGAAGCUUGGAAUAUCACCACUAGCACAAUAGCCUAUACGAACCAUACGGUCCUUCCUGAAGCCCUGGAGAAAUGGUCGCAAGCUGUCAUGUGGAAGCUCCUUCCACGCCAUAUGGAAAUUAUUGAAGAAAUUGACAAGAGGUUCAUUGCAAUGAUAAAGUCAACAAGACCUGAUCUUGAGGGCAAGCUUCCUGGUCUACGUGUUCUGGAUAACAACUCACAAAAAGCAGUUGUUCGUAUGGCCAACUUGUGCGUGGUUUCCUCACACACGGUGAAUGGUGUUGCGCAGCUGCAUAGUGACAUAUUAAAGGCCGAGUUAUUUGCUGAUUAUGUCUCUAUAUGGCCUGGCAAAUUUCAGAACAAAACUAAUGGUAUAACUCCCCGUCGAUGGCUCAGGUUCUGCAAUCCUGAGCUCAGUCAUAUUAUCACCAAAUGGUUGAAAACAGACCAAUGGGUGACUAAUCUUGACCUACUAGCCAAUCUGCGUCAAUUUGCUGAUAAUUCAGAUCUCCAGAGCGAGUGGGAAUUAGCUAAAUUGGCAAGCAAACAACGUUUAGCAAAUUACAUAGUGCAGGUUACGGGUGUGAGCAUCGACCCAAACUCACUCUUUGAUAUUCAAGUCAAACGCAUCCACGAGUACAAGAGGCAGCUGUUAAACAUUUUGGGUGCUGUCUAUAGGUACAAGAAACUGAAGGAGAUGAGCCCUGAAGACCGGAAAAGAACAACACCUCGUACCAUCAUGAUUGGAGGAAAAGCAUUUGCAACAUAUACUAAUGCUAAAAGAAUAGUUAAGCUUGUAAAUGAUGUUGGCUCUGUUGUUAACAAUGAUCCAGAGGUCAAUAGCUGUUUAAAGGUUGUCUUUGUGCCCAAUUACAAUGUGUCUGUGGCAGAGAUGCUUAUUCCGGGAAGUGAGUUAUCACAGCAUAUCAGUACAGCUGGAAUGGAGGCAAGUGGCACAAGUAACAUGAAAUUUGCUCUUAAUGGAUGUCUCAUCAUUGGAACGCUGGAUGGGGCCAAUGUUGAAAUCAGAGAAGAAGUUGGGGAAACAAAUUUCUUUCUUUUUGGCGCCACAGCUGAUGAAGUUCCGAGGUUGCGUAAAGAAAGAGAGAACGGAUUGUUUAAACCAGAUCCUCGAUUUGAAGAGGCCAAACAGUUCAUAAGAUCCGGAGCAUUUGGGAGUUAUGAUUAUAAUCCGCUGCUUGAGUCACUUGAGGGCAAUUCUGGCUAUGGCCGUGGUGACUAUUUUCUGGUUGGUUGUGACUUUCCAAGCUACAUGGAUGCCCAAGAAAGGGUGGAUGAAGCUUACAAGGACAGAAAGAGAUGGAUAAAGAUGUCAAUACUCAGCACUGCUGGCAGUGGAAAAUUUAGCAGUGAUAGGACAAUUGCCCAGUAUGCCAAAGAAAUUUGGAAUAUAAACGAGUGCCCUGUUCCGUCAGUGUAAAGACGUUUCAAGUAUUUACAUCAUAAACCUCGCACGUAAGCAGAGAGGAAAGUAUCAUAAGUAAUACUUCAGCACAAGGUGCUUCAGCGCUGCCUUCUUAUUCCAUUUGGUGCCUUCUUUCAGGAAAGUAUAAAUCGCACUCUUAAGUAUGCUGCACGAAUAACAUGAAUAGGUUAUUCAAUGUUGUUACGGGUAUUUAAAGUUGAACGCUGUUUCCCUUUUGGGACAUGCAAUAUGUAUACUGGACUUGCUUCACUUUCUGCUCGCCGUAGAAGAAAGAUCUACAACAGAUGCAAUUGUUACCUAA
Molecule: messenger RNA, 3206 nt
Organism: Sesamum indicum (sesame)
Lineage: Eukaryota; Viridiplantae; Streptophyta; Magnoliopsida; Lamiales; Pedaliaceae
Gene: PHS2
Product: alpha-glucan phosphorylase 2
Biological process (GO): glycogen catabolic process
Cellular component (GO): cytoplasm
Molecular function (GO): glycogen phosphorylase activity; pyridoxal phosphate binding
Source: RefSeq, a predicted model, not a curated record